This is a messenger RNA of Tribolium castaneum (red flour beetle), 580 nucleotides long. RefSeq lists its product as uncharacterized. The record is from RefSeq and is a predicted model, not a curated record. NCBI's taxonomy places the organism in Eukaryota, Metazoa, Arthropoda, Insecta, Coleoptera, Tenebrionidae. Bases 125 to 454 code for a protein of 109 amino acids. The transcript is spliced from 3 exons.
CGUGGGUUACGUGCUUCUGGUCAGCCAAGGGCUGGUAGGGCAAGGGCUAUCGAGCUUAUAAAAGCCACCCAGCGCUCUCAUCAUAACAUUCUUUCGUUGGUGAUUUGGGUGUUUGGUUCGGAAUAUGAGUGCGAUUAGCUGGAUACUAAUGGUCCUGGUGGCGGCGCUGUCCUCCACCGCCUCCGCUUUCUUCCUCAACUGGGGAUCUUCCAACCAAGAAACGAAUCCUCCAUACCCCGCCUAUUAUUACCACCAACGGGUCCUGCAGGCUCCUACAGGAUAUACGGAACCUCCGGUUCCUGCAAUUCCGGUGCAGGUUCCGCUCCAGGCACAACUCACUCCUGCAACGGUGCAUAAUGUCCAACUUGUGCCGUGCUUAUGUCCGGUUUCGCAAGAUUACGAGUUGGAGAAGAAUUCGCAGGAGUUUUUCAGCAGCCAACACAAGACCAAUUAAAAAUGAGAAAAUUGUUCGUAGUUUCUCUGAAGACUGAUACGUUAUUAUUUUUGUCUUUAAUUUAUAUAAAUAUUUUUAUUAUUAUGUGCUAGUAAUUUAAUUAAUAAUAAAUUAUUUAUUGACUAA